AUGGACGUGCGGAAACUCGAUCUUAAUUUCGAUCGGGGGAGCUUUCCCCAAGGUGCUCAACAUGCCCCCUUGAAAAUCGCAUUCUUGGGAACCCGUCACCCUCAUGUGAUGUACCGGUUUGCGAUCCUCGAAAAGCUCCGGGGGUUCGAGUGCGCCGGGUUCUACGAGGAAAACGGUGAGAUCGCUGCGGGGCUCGCGGAAAGGCUUCCACAGCUGAUCCGUUUCAGCACACCCAGCGCUUUGCUAGAUACCAACCCGGACAUUGUGAUGAUUCACGCCUUGGAUCCGGAUGUACCGCGGUGGGCCCGAUUCGCGAUUGACCACCCGGCGUCAUUCAAGGGUCUUUUUCUCGAAAAACCCGGGGCUGCCAGACCGCAGGACUUUUAUAACCUUGCCCACGAGAUUCAGCAGAAGAGACCCCACCUGGCGGUGGAAUUGGGCUAUGAACUACACUAUUCCGAGUCGCUUCGAUUCGCGCGAAAAGUGAUUCGUGACGGCGUUUUGGGCGACAUUACCACCGCGCGAUUCCACGGUGGCUGCCCGUCGGGAGCUGGCAUGGAUCUUUGGCAGUCGAUUCCCGAGGAUCUCGGGGGGAUCAUGCAAACGGCAGGCUGUCAUACACUGGAAAAUGUUCUGGAUUUGUUUGGAGCACCCGAUCGAGUGGUGUCCUCGAUUCGAAAGCUACCAGCGAGACCCCCUCAUCCCGUUGUCGGCUGGAUUCCCGAUAUCUUCACCGGGACUGUCGAAACAGGCGAGUUUGGGGUGGGGACCCUACUCUAUGAGGAUGUCUGCUCUGGGAUCCUGGAGUAUCCUGACAAGACAAUUGUUCUGGAUCUAACAGCCUGGGAGCCGACAGAAUGGUGCAACGAGUGGGCAAUUGAUAUAUACGGAACCAAUGGAUCAUUGCAUGCUAUUCCCGAUUUUCCAGUUGCCACAUUAUACCUACGCACGGAGAGGGGUGAGUUCGUGGCUGGUGAGACCAAGAUGGCGACGGAACACCCCCACGGAAUCUCCAACAUUCCAAGAUGCUAUCGUGAACAACUAGAAACUUUGGGUUCGAGAGUUCGCGAAGUGAAACUCCCGCCAGACGGGUGCUGUGAUUUACGAAUGAAUGUGGACAUCUUCAAGACAAUCGAAGCUUUCUACAAGUCGGCCGCCACAAGACAGUGGGAAGAUGUUUGA
Messenger RNA from Penicillium canariense, 1182 nucleotides. Its product is annotated as Gfo/Idh/MocA family protein. The transcript has a single exon. NCBI's taxonomy places the organism in Eukaryota, Fungi, Ascomycota, Eurotiomycetes, Eurotiales, Aspergillaceae. The record is from RefSeq and is a predicted model, not a curated record. The coding region runs from base 1 to 1182 and encodes 393 amino acids.